UUCGCAAUAAUCCGAAACAAAUAAUGGUAAUGAAUUUUACACCGAGCAGAAAAGGCAUCUCCACCGAAUAUUCGCACUUCUCACUGUUCAAGUCGAAGAACAGUGGAACUAGCGUGCAGAUUUGAGCACGUAGCUAUAUGGCCACCCCAUCCGCCCACGUUUAAAUCACACAAUGAAGCCUACCCGUCUAUAUAUUCGACCAAAGUUACGGUUCACUGGUAGGUCCCAUCGUUUUACCCACCCACCUACGCUGCCGUGUCGAUAAAUCCAUUCCCCCUCCCUUUCUCCGACCGCUAGGAGCGAAAUAUGGCAUUCCAAAUCCGGACGAAGCGAGUCGCCGCCGCCGCGCUACACGGCGGCAAUUCUGCCGCUCGGCACGUGGCCGGAUACGACUCCAGCGGCAGCGACCACGGAGCCACCACGUGCCUCUCGGGGCUCGUCCAAGCCUUCCUUGAGAGUACCGCUGACUCCGACGAGGAAGCCGUCGCCAGCCGCGGAGGCCGACCGGAGCACGAAGGGAGCGGGGAGGACGAGGACGCCGAUUUCGGCAUCCUGGAGACUGUCCGCCAGCUGAUGUUCCCGCCGCCGGAGAAGGAUCUUUUCCGCGCUGGCCUUGCCGCUGACGUUUACAAGGCGGCGGAGAGCCUCUCUUGGCUGAAGAGUACCGCCCCUGCUUUACGGAGGGCGACGAUGAUGCGGCUUAGGUCUGCGGGAUACAAUGCCGGCAUCUGCAAGGCGAAGUGGGACGCCGCUGGAGGGAUCUUAGCCGGAUGCUACGAGUACAUCGACGUAGUGGCGCCGGCGGGAGACGAAACGAGGGAAAUGCGGAAGGGGAAGAGGUACAUCGUGGACUUGGACUUCGCGGCGGAGUUCGAGGUUGCGAGGGCGACGGAGGCGUACCGGAGCGUGGUGGCUGCGCUGCCGCCUGUGGCUGUGGCGGAGGAUGAGGCGGUGCGGAGGGUGGUUCGGGAGGUGUCGGACGCGGCGCGGAGGUCGCUGCGAGCGAGGGGCCUGCACGUGCCCCCGUGGCGGAAGAGCCGCUACAUGCUCGCCAAGUGGCUCGGGCCCUACCGACGGAUCACAAACCCAGUAACCUCCGCCUCCCUCGCCGACGCGGUUGCCCGCGGCGACGGCGAAGUCAAGUGCCGCUCCGUCGGGUUCCCGACGGCGCCUCCCCUCGCGGUUCUUGCCGCCCGCACUCGUUGAUGCCAGCGCGGGAUUUGAUACGCGGCGAUCGACCAAGUGGAUGAGUUGGCACGAUGCGACGUGGGCCAUGCUGGAGCCCACUUUCUUCAGUUUUCUACGUGGAUAAACGUGAUUUACAGGAUAAGGUCGUGUAAUCAACUUUUUUUAAAAAAUACGUGAAAAACAA
This is a messenger RNA of Zingiber officinale, 1372 nucleotides long. RefSeq lists its product as uncharacterized. The record is from RefSeq and is a predicted model, not a curated record. The transcript has a single exon. NCBI's taxonomy places the organism in Eukaryota, Viridiplantae, Streptophyta, Magnoliopsida, Zingiberales, Zingiberaceae. The coding region runs from base 307 to 1206 and encodes 299 amino acids.